AUGAUGGGCAAAGUUGCAGCUUCUGCAUUUCGCUCUCGCAAUAACGAAUUAUGUAAUCUUCAACAAUCAUGCAUUCGGAUUCUCUCCUUCUGCGAAUCGAAUUCGUCGCGCGCUGGUUUACAAAUCCACUGCCCCGUAAUCAAGCAGGGUCUUGUAGAAAAUCUCGAGUUCUGCAACAAUCUUUUAAGUCUUUACUUGAAAACGGACGGGAUAAAGAAUGCACGUAACCUGUUCGAUGAAAUGUCGCAAAGAACAGUUUUUGCCUGGACUGUUAUGAUCUCUGCCUAUACCAAGAGCCAAGAGUUUGUGUCGGCGCUUUCGUUGUUCGAGGAGACGUUAGCUUCUGGAAUAGUUCCGAACGAAUUCACAUUUUCCUCCGUGAUAAGAUCUUGUGCUGGUUUAAGAGAUCUCAGUUACGGAGCUCGAGUUCAUGGCUCUGUUAUAAAGACUGGGUUUGAGGGAAGCUCUGUUAUAGGAAGCGGCUUGACUGAUUUGUAUUCAAAGUGUGGGAGACUUAAGGAAGCUUGUGAGCUGUUUAGUUCUCUUCAGAACAAUGCUGAUACAAUCUCGUGGACGAUGAUGAUAUCUUCUCUAGUUGAAGCUCGUAAAUGGAGAGAGGCGUUGCAGUUUUACUCUAAGAUGAUUAAGGCUGGUGUUUCUCCUAACGAGUUCACUUUCGUUAAGCUUUUAGGUGCGUCUUCGUUUCUAGGUUUGGAGUUUGGUAAAACGAUUCAUAGCAAUGUGAUCAUUCGGGGGAUUCCGAUGAAUGUGGUGUUGAAGACAUCUCUUGUUGAUUUCUACUCGAGUUUCUCUAAAAUGGAAGAUUCUGUUAAGGUAUUGAAUUCGAGUGAAGAACAGGAUGUGUUUCUCUGGACGUCUGUGGUAUCAGGGUUUGUUAAAAACUUGAGAGCCAAGGAAGCUGUUGGUACGUUUCUUGAGAUGCGAGGUUUGGGUUUGCAGCCAAAUAACUUUACAUACUCUGCAAUCUUGACCUUGUGUUCCUCUCUCCGGUCUCUGGUUUUAGGCGAGCAGAUUCACUCACAGACGAUUCAGGUCGGAUUAGAGGACAGCAAUGAUGUAGGAAACGCACUUUUAGAUAUGUAUAUGAAGUGCUCGGCAUCAGAAGUAGAAGCUUCGAGAAUCUUCAGAGAGAUGAUCUCACCAGAUGUCGUUUCUUGGACAAGUUUCAUCAUUGGUCUUGUUGAUCACGGGUUCGAGAAAGACUGUUUUGGACUGUUGAUGGAGAUGGUAAGACAAGGGGUUGAACCAAAUGCUGUUACUCUCUCUGGUGUUCUCAGAGCAUGCGGCAAAUUGAAAUCUCUAAGUCGGGUAUCAGAGAUUCAUGGAUAUCUACUCAGAAGGCACGAAGAUGGAGAAAUCAUAGUAGGGAACUCACUCGUCGAUGCGUAUGCAAGCUCGGAUAGUGUAGCUUAUGCCUGGAACGUGGCUAGGUCCAUGGAGAGGAGAGAUAGUAUUACGUACACGACCUUGGUAACGAGGCUUAACGAGCUGCAUAAGCAUGAAAUGGCACUAAGUGUCAUCAAUCAUAUGUUUCGUGAUGGUAUAGGAAUGGAUCAGUUCAGCUUACCCGGGUUUAUCUCAGCUUCAGCUAACUUGGGAGCUCAUGAAACUGGGAAACAUCUUCACUGUCACUCCGUGAAAUCAGGAUAUUCUAGCUCGGUUUCGAUUUUGAAUAGUUUGAUUGACAUGUAUGGUAAAUGUGGUAACUUGGAAGAUGCAAAGAAGGCGUUUGAAGAGAUAGCUAACCCUGAUGUGGUUUCUUGGAACGGUUUGGUAUCUGGUUUAGCGUCAAACGGUUGUCUCUCCUCUGCUCUAUCUGCAUUUGAAGAGAUGAGGAUGGAAGGAACCGAGCCAGAUUCAGUAACGUUCCUGAUAUUGCUCUCUGCGUGUAGUAACGGAGGGUUAACCGAGAUGGGUCUCGAGUAUUUCCGAUCAAUGAAAGAGAUUCAUAACGUUGAGCCACAGAUCGAACACUAUGUUCUUCUAGUUGGUAUCUUAGGUCGUGCUGGACGACUAGAGGAAGCAAGAGGAGUUGUAGAGACGAUGCCAUUAAGACCCAAUGCUCUGAUCUUCAAAACAUUGUUGAGAGCUUGUAGAUACCAUGGGAAUCUCUCUUUAGGAGAAGAUAUUGGUAACAAAGGCUUGGCACUUGCACCAUCUGAUCCAGCCUUCUAUAUCCUUUUAGCAGACUUAUACGAAGAAUCUGGAAAACCAGAGUUAGCUCAAAAGACUCGUGAUUUGAUGAGCGAGAAGGGUUUGAGCAAGAAGCUAAGCAAGAGCACUGUGGAGGUUCAAGGAAAAGUUCACAGCUUUGUCAGUGAGGAUGUUACUACAGUUGAGAAAACGAAUGGGAUCUACGCAGAGAUAGAUUGGAUAAAGAGUGAGAUCGAGAGGUCAGGCUUUACAUACCGAGGUAGCGAAAACGCAAGCUAUCACAGCGCGAAACAAGCUGCUGUGUUUGGUCUUGUGUACACAUCACCACAAACUCAGGUUCAUGUCGUCAAGAACAAGAUCCUGUGUAAGGACUGCCAUGAUUUUGUGUCCCUCGUGACGAGGUUAGUCGAUAAGAAUAUAACUGUAAGAGAUGGGAAUCGAGUACAUAUCUUUAAGAAUGGCGAAUGUACUUCUUGCAAAGGGGAAGAAACAUCAUUUGUAUUACCAUAG
Thlaspi arvense is the source of this 2685-nucleotide messenger RNA. The record is from the annotation of a GenBank genome assembly. Lineage: Eukaryota; Viridiplantae; Streptophyta; Magnoliopsida; Brassicales; Brassicaceae.